Molecule: messenger RNA, 1033 nt
Organism: Pungitius pungitius (ninespine stickleback)
Lineage: Eukaryota; Metazoa; Chordata; Actinopteri; Perciformes; Gasterosteidae
Gene: dhrs12
Product: dehydrogenase/reductase (SDR family) member 12
Exons: 8
Coding region: 142-867 (241 amino acids)
Source: RefSeq, a predicted model, not a curated record
UACGAGGCGGCGGCGAAGCACUUCGCCCCCGCGGACCUGGAGGUGAGCCUCAGCGGGAGGUCCUACGUCAUCACGGGGGCUAACAGCGGCCUCGGCAAGGCCACCGCGCAGGAGGUGGCCAACAGAGGAGGAACCGUUCACAUGGUCUGCAGGAACCAGAGCCGAGCAGACGCCGCUAAGCAGGAGAUCGUGGAACGCAGUCAGAACCAGGACGUCCACGUCCACAUCGUUGACAUGUCCAACGCAAGACAAGUGUGGGAGUUCGCCCAGAGCUUCUCUCAGAGCAGCUGUGUUCAUGUGCUGAUCAACAACGCCGGCUGUAUGGUGAACCAGAGAGAGCUCACCGAGGACGGGCUGGAGAAGAACUUUGCAACAAAUACACUCGGUGGAACUGAACCUGCAGCUGGUGUCUCCUCUCAGGUCACCGUGUCGUCGGGCGGAAUGCUCACCCAGAAGCUGAACGCCGACGACCUGCAGUUUGAGAAGGGGGCGUUUGACGGGACCGCGGCCUACGCUCAGAACAAGAGACAGCAGGUGAUCCUCACAGAAAGAUGGGCCACUCAGCACAAAGAGAUCCACUUCUCCUCCAUGCACCCCGGCUGGGCAGACACUCCAGCCGUGCAGACCUCCAUGCCGUCCUUCCACGCCAAGAUGGAGGCCAGGCUGAGGACGGAGGCCAUGGGCGCCGACACUGUAGUGUGGCUCGCGGUGUCCGCGGCCGCCGCCGAGCAGCCGAGCGGCCUCUUCUUCCAGGAUCGUAAAGCUGUGGCCACUCACCUCCCUCUGGCCUCCUCCCGCUCCUCUGCGCAGGAGGAGCAGAAGCUGCUCGCCGCUCUGGACGAGUUUGCCCUCAAGUUCAAACCGUGAAGCCAGUUUGCUCCACAACUCAAAGUGGUGGGUUUUAUCCAAUGUGUAGAUUUAAAAUGAAAUUGUCCCUCUUUUAAAAUGAUCAUUUGUUUAUAAAAACUUUGUUCCCUCGCGUCUUUUUAGUGGAAUGAAAAAUCAAAACUCAAAUAAAACAAACCGUUUUAAA